CGUCUUAAACUUUUACCAAUAAUACGAGUGAGUGACUAAUGGGAGAACAGAAGAACCCCAACACUCAAAGCCCAACCAUGAGAGGCUCUCAUCUUCUGCUACCCAAAUUCGGCGUCACUCCGCCGGACGAAGACGGCGUCGACCCUGUCCGCACCGCCGCUGGCGUUGGCAUCUCCGUUGGGCUCCGCAAGAAGGCUACCGGCGUCCGACCAUGGCUCCUUCUUGACGCCACCGGGCAGGCCCAAGUGGUGGAGGCCGGAAAGCACGCCAUCAUGCGGCGAACGGGCCUCCCCGCCCGGGAUCUUCGGAUCCUGGACCCACUCCUCUCCUACCCGUCGACGGUGUUGGGGCGUGAACGGGCAAUAGUCAUCAAUCUUGAGCACAUCAAAGCCAUAAUCACGGCCCAAGAGGUUCUCUUGCUCAAUUCCAGAGAUCCUUCUGUUAUGCCCUUCGUUGAGGAGCUCCAGCGACGAAUCUUGCGCCACCAUCACGCCACCAAGUCCCAGGAGGGUAUGGUCGACGUUGAUGAUACGGAUUGGACAAAUUUGUAUGAUUUGGGAGAACCACAAUCAGGGGUGGUUAGCCCUCCAAAUGUUUCUGGAGGCUUUCCACAGACGGUAGAGGGAGGUAAGGCAGAAGGGAAACCAGCUCUUGACAAUCAAGAUGGAUUGAAAGUUCUUCCAUUUGAGUUUAUUGCAUUGGAGGCUUGCCUUGAAGCUGCUUGCAGUUGCUUGGACAAUGAGGCGAGGACAUUGGAGCAAGAAGCUCAUCCUGCCUUAGAUAAGCUGACUUCAAAGAUUAGUACUCUCAACUUGGAACGUGUCCGCCAAAUUAAAAGCCGCUUGGUUGCCAUAACUGGACGAGUUCAAAAGGUAAGGGAUGAAUUAGAGCACCUGCUAGAUGAUGAUGACGAUAUGGCAGAGAUGUAUUUGACUGACAAGCUGGUGCAGCAACAGCUUGAAGAUUCUUCUAUUUCCUCUAUAAGUGAGCAGGACGCCAUGGAUGAUGAAGUUCUUCGGACAAACAUGGAUGACAGGAGUCCUAGUGAAAUUUUUUUGGAAGGUAAUGGCAAUUCAACCAAUUAUGAAGGUGAUCCUCGACGUAUUGAUAACCCCCAGGAACAGUUUGGUGCAUCUAAUGGCAGAGACAGCCAUGGGGCACGAACUAGUACCACACACAGCGCUAUAAGCAAGCAACUUGAUGUGGAGGAGCUUGAAAUGCUCUUGGAGGCGUACUUUGUUCAGAUCGAUGGUACCCUUAAUAAACUGUCCACGCUGAGGGAGUAUGUUGAUGACACAGAAGACUACAUCAACAUAAUGCUGGAUGACAAACAGAACCAUCUCUUGCAAAUGGGAGUCAUGUUAACAUCAGCAACCCUAGUGGUGAGUGCAUUUGUGGUUGUGGCUGGGAUUUUUGGUAUGAACAUCAAAAUUGAGCUGUUUGAUGAAGCAAAAGCCGGGAUGCAAGAGUUCCUGUGGACAGUCGGUGGCAGUGCCACAGGUAGCCUUUUCCUAUAUGUAGUUGCAAUCGCCUGGUGUAAGCACAAACGGUUGCUGGAAUGAAUAUGUGCUGUGUAUUAUAGAGCUGCUACAAUGUUCAUAAGUACCUUGUAUUUAUCCAAUAUUUGGAGCACACAAACAUGUAAUGGGCACUUGAACCGGUUCCACUCCAUAUAUAUGAUUAUAAGUUAAUAUUGUAUAUUAUGUGACAAUGCAGAUGCCAUAACUUUAUUACUUUUGGAUGACAUUGAGUUUUUGGUUA
Cornus florida is the source of this 1761-nucleotide messenger RNA. Its product is annotated as magnesium transporter MRS2-3. Gene Ontology annotation, biological process: transmembrane transport; magnesium ion transport. Gene Ontology annotation, cellular component: membrane. The record is from RefSeq and is a predicted model, not a curated record. The transcript has 6 exons. Lineage: Eukaryota; Viridiplantae; Streptophyta; Magnoliopsida; Cornales; Cornaceae. Bases 39 to 1562 code for a protein of 507 amino acids. Gene Ontology annotation, molecular function: magnesium ion transmembrane transporter activity.